CGACCAUCCUUACGUCAUUAUUGUGCGUCUUUACACGAGAAACAAACAACCGUUUUGUCCACAUAUUAGCAGAUGUUAAGUUAACGUGAAACAUGGCACAUUUAAAACAAAACGCAAAAACUAAAGGUCCGAUUAAAGGAAAAUACUUCAAUAACAAAUUUGCACAUGGUGGUUUAACACACAACGCUAAAACGAAAAGAAAAUGGGUUCCAGAGAACAAAGUUUUUGACGGUAGUUUAAAAGAGGGUCAGGGAUUUGCCUUCAAAAGGAAGGAGAAAAUAAAACAUGAAUAUAACAAACUUCUCAGAAAGGAAAGGAAGAAAAUGCAACCAUCACCAAUCCAGUUAGAGGAGGAAUAUGCCGAGCAUCUGAGGCAUCUAUACCUGGCUGAAAAAGAACGACUAGAUGAAGAAGAACAAGAAAAAAAGAAGAAAAGAUGUAAAGGGAAAGCAGUAGAUGAAGAACAGGAGGCAGACGAUGAACUAAAAAUGGUGUUGGAUUCACCUUUCACUGAGAAACACAUCUCAAACACAACGAUUUACCAAACUACCGUCCCUGAUUCAGCUAAUGAACCAGCAGAGUCUGACAGCUCCCAUAAGACUUCAUUCAUCCAAAGGAAGCAGAAAAUGUCGUCGUAUCAGAAAACAAGGCAAGAAUAUGAAAGGAUAAAUGAGGAACGUGCAAGAAAACGAGAGGAAUUUUUGAAAGACAAAGCUCAGCGAGAGGAGGCUCUGAAAAAAUAUGAGAAGAAAAUGGCCACAUAUCAGUUGUUGAAAAGAAAAACCAAGAAAGGUCAGCCCAACCUCAAUCUGCAUAUGGAGCUUUUGCUGCAAAAGAUUCAAGCUCAGCGCAAAUAAUUCAGUAUCAACCAUAAAAUGAGACUGUUUAAAGUUGUUUAAAGCAUUUUAAAGUUAAAAUAGACCAUCACACAAUAAACUCUGCAGUUUAGGUGAGUUUUUUUUUUUUUUACCACAAGGAUGUG
Messenger RNA from Sinocyclocheilus rhinocerous, 982 nucleotides. RefSeq names its product thyroid transcription factor 1-associated protein 26 homolog. Lineage: Eukaryota; Metazoa; Chordata; Actinopteri; Cypriniformes; Cyprinidae. The record is from RefSeq and is a predicted model, not a curated record. Gene Ontology annotation, cellular component: nucleus.